UCGCGCCGCCGCCCGCCGCCCGGCGCCCCUCGCCCUGCGCCCAGUCCGGCCCGACCCGGACCCGCCCCGCCCGACCCAGUCGGCCGCCCGGGAAGAUGCGGCUGCUCCCGGAAUGGCUCCUCUUGCUCUUUGGUCCCUGGCUCCUUAGGAAGGCCGUCGGUGGCCAGAUCGCGGAGUCCGGAAGGCCGCAGUACCUGGAGCUGCGUCCCGCCAUGGCCGGAGAGGGCGCCCGCGGCCAGCAGCUCCCAUCGCCCGGGUCUUCCGAGGGCCUGGGCACGCCGCGCUCCUGGAGCUGGGCUUGGCCCGCCAACCACACCGGGGCGCUGGCCAAGCCCGGGGCCGCCGGCGGCCUGCCCGCGCCGCGCACCAAAAGGAAGCCAUCCAUUAAAGCGGCCCGCUCCAAGAAGAUUUUCGGCUGGGGGGACUUUUACUUUCGUGUGCAUACCCUCAAGUUCUCGCUGCUGGUGACCGGCAAGAUCGUGGACCACGUGAACGGUACCUUCAGUGUGUACUUCCGUCACAACUCGUCCAGCCUGGGGAACCUGAGCGUCAGCAUCGUGCCGCCCUCCAAGUGCGUGGAGUUCGGGGGCGUCUGGCUGCCGGGGCCCGCCCCUCACGCCCUGCAGUCUGCGCUGGCGCUAGAGGGCGUGCUUCCCGGGCUGGGGCCCCCUCUGGGGAUGGCGGAGCAGAAACUGGGGAGCAACCUCGGGGGCGCGCUUGCCGGCCCACUCGGAGGCGCGCUGGGAGUGCCCGGGACCAAAGAGUCGCGCGCUUUUAACUGCCACGUGGAGUACGAGAAGACGAACCGCGCCCGCAAGCACCGCCCGUGCCUGUACGACCCGUCGCAGGUGUGCUUCACUGAGCACACGCAGAGCCAGGCCGCGUGGCUCUGCGCCAAGCCCUUCAAAGUUAUCUGCAUCUUCGUCUCCUUCCUCAGUUUUGACUACAAACUGGUGCAGAAGGUGUGCCCAGACUAUAACUUCCAGAGCGAGCACCCCUAUUUUGGAUAACGCCCCCAUCCUGGGCCCUGAACUUGUCACCAGAUCACAGCCUCACUAGGUGGGACCCCUCCCUGUACCCCAUGCUCCUGUGACCGCCCCCACCUCUUCCACUGUGGCUAAAGGGGAGGAAAGCAGGCUUCCCCGAGACUGUCAGCCAGUGUGGUUCUCCAUAUCCUUGUGGCCCCGAGUGUCCCCGAGGCUGGGGUAGUCUCCAGCGGCAAAUUGGAGAGGCAAGAACACAGCAGCAGAGCAGGCGAGGCCUGGGGGUUGCUUCGGGUUUCCUAGGAACACAUAUUGGCUCCCGCUUCUGCCCUUCCCGCCGCUUUAAGGACCCCUGCCCUGGCACUCUUUCUUUCCCCAAGCCUGGUCCUACCCCACCCGACUGUAACAGUCUGAAAGCCCCAGCCCACCUAGCCCCCUCCGGUUCUUCUGUGCCCUGCGUCAGUACCCCUUUCCUCCCAACCUGGCUGAAGCCAAAGUCUUGACCAGGAGGCUCAGCCUGGCCCCUGCGCCCUGCCUCCCUCCCUUCUUCCCUCCCGCGCCCGCAAGGCCGGCCCCAGCUGCCCUAUCUGGCUGCUUCUCGGUGAUAAUUUUUUCAACGCCAAAACACACGGAAAGGGGAACAAAAUAAAACGAAAUCCA
Molecule: messenger RNA, 1643 nt
Organism: Psammomys obesus (fat sand rat)
Lineage: Eukaryota; Metazoa; Chordata; Mammalia; Rodentia; Muridae
Gene: Nxph4
Product: neurexophilin 4
Exons: 2
Coding region: 96-1010 (304 amino acids)
Molecular function (GO): signaling receptor binding
Source: RefSeq, a predicted model, not a curated record